Molecule: messenger RNA, 3243 nt
Organism: Thamnophis elegans (Western terrestrial garter snake)
Lineage: Eukaryota; Metazoa; Chordata; Lepidosauria; Squamata; Natricidae
Product: zinc finger and SCAN domain-containing protein 2-like
Exons: 3
Coding region: 559-2796 (745 amino acids)
Biological process (GO): regulation of transcription by RNA polymerase II
Cellular component (GO): nucleus
Molecular function (GO): RNA polymerase II cis-regulatory region sequence-specific DNA binding; DNA-binding transcription activator activity, RNA polymerase II-specific
Source: RefSeq, a predicted model, not a curated record
GCCUCUUCCGGCUGAGCCGUGGGAGGCGGCGUGGAGGGUGCUUCUCCUGCUCUUCCCAGGACUCCAGCAGCUGGAAGAUCAAAAAGAUCCUAGGAAGAGAAUUCCAGACAAGUGAGAAUCCCAAGCAGCAUUAAAAGGAAAGCAAAUCCAGCAGCAAUGAAAGUAUUUUCCACCUCCACCAGAAAACUACAAAAGGUGACAGACAAGCAGGUGACAGACAAAAGAGAGAAUAUGAAGAGAGUUUUGAGUUGGAAAAAACUUAAUAUGUAGAAUUCAAGCAAACACUCCAGAAAAAGAUCAAAGGGGAUUAUUUUCAAAUUCAGGAAAAGGAGAGGUAAUUUGGAAUCCGUGCAGGAGGAAGUGGUCAUUUGAUAGUCACAUAGCAUAGGCAGGCAUUCAAGCUUCACCCUGUGAAGGAAGUAAGAGUAGCUUGAAUGAAAGCACCAAGAAGGGAUCCAAAAUAUUUUUGGUCUUGAGAAUCCAAAAAUAUACUUGGUGGAAAAACUCUACAACGUGUAUAUUUUAGGGAAAAAUACAGAUUGAAGAGCACAGCUGAUAAUGCAUGAGAGGACACACACUGAAGAAAAACUCACCCACGAUGUGGCAAAUAGUUUUAGGAAAUGUGAUACGCAAGACGAUUCAAUGGGGGAGAAACCAUAUGAGUGUCCGGAUUGUGGAAAAGGUUUUAGUCGGAAUUGCAACCUGACAAUACACCAGAGGACUCACACGGGAGAGAAACCGUACGAGUGUCCAGACUGUGGCAAAAGUUUCAGUCAGAAUUCCAAUCUAAUUAUACAUCAGAGGAUGCACACAGGAGAAAAACCCUAUGAAUGUCCAGAUUGUGGGAAAGGUUUCAGUCAUAAUUCCAAUCUUGUGAAACACCAGAGGACUCACAGAGGGGAGAAACCGUAUGAGUGUCCAGAUUGUGGGAAAGGUUUCAGUCAUAAUUCUAACCUGAUGAUACACCAGAGGACUCACACAGGAGAGAAACCGUAUAAGUGUCUUGACUGUGGGAAAGGUUUCAGUCAGAAUUCCAAUCUUAUUAAACACCUGAGGACUCAUAAUCGAGAGAAACGGUACGAGUGUCCAGAUUGUGGGGAAUGUUUCUUUCAUAAUUCCAACCUGAUGAUACACCAGGAAGCUCACACAGGAAAGAAACCCUAUGAAUGUCCUGAUUGUGGGAAAAGUUUCAGUAAUAAUUCCAACCUUGUGAAACACCAGAGAACUCAUACUGGGGAGAAACCCUAUGAGUGUCCAGAUUGUGGGAAAAGUUUCAAUCAAAAUGCCAACCUGAUGCUACACCAGAGGACUCACACAGGGGAGAGACCAUAUAAGUGUCUGAACUGUGGAAAAUGUUUCACUUGGUAUUCUGGCCUGGUGAUACACCAGAGGACACACACAGGGGAGAAGCCACACGAGUGUCCUGAUUGUGGGAAAGGUUUCAGUACUAGGACUAACCUUAUAAAUCAUGUAGGUUUACACACAGGUGAGAAACCUUUCAAGUGCCCAGAGUGUGGAAAAUGCUUCUCUCAAACCUCUUCCCUUGUUAAACAUAAAAAAAUCCACAUCACCCAAAAGGACUCAAUGGGGGAGAAACCAUAUGGGUGUCUAGAAUGUGGGAAAACCUUCAGUCGGAAUUCCCACCUGGUGAUACACCAAAGGACUCACACAGGGGAGAAACCAUAUGAAUGUCCUGAUUGUGGAAAAGGUUUUAGUCGGAAUACCAACCUAACAAUACAUCAGAGGACUCACACAGGAGAGAAACCGUACGAGUGUCCAGACUGUGGCAAACGUUUCAGUCAGAAUUCCAAUCUGGUGAUACACCAGAGGAUGCACACAGGACAGAAACCUUAUGAGUGUCCAGAUUGUGGGAAAAGCUUCAGUCAGAAUUCUGACCUGGUAAUACAUCAGAGAACACACACAGGAGAAAGACCAUAUGAGUGUCCAGAUUGUGGAAAAAGUUUCAUUCAGAAUUCCGAUCUAGUGAUACAUAAGAGGACUCACACAGGGGAGAAACCAUAUGAGUGUCCUGAUUGUGGGAAAGGUUUUAGUCGGAAUUAUGCGCUGGUAUUACAUCAAAGAACUCAUACUGGGGAGAAACCGUAUGAGUGUCCAGGUUGUGGGAAAUGUUUCAGUCGGAACUCCGACCUUGUGACACAUCAAAGGACUCAUACUGGGGAGAAACCUUAUGAUUGUCUGGAUUGUGGGAAAAGUUUCAGUCGGAAUUCCCACCUUGUGCUACACCAGAGGAGUCACACAGGAGAGAAACCAUAUGAGUGUCUGGAUUGUGGAAAAAGUUUCAGUCGGAAUUCUGGGCUGGUGAUACACCAGAGAACUCAUACUGGGGAGAAACCUUUUGAGUGUCCAGAUUGUGGGAAAAAUUUCAAUCGUAGUUCCCACCUGGUGAUCCACCAGAGGACUCACACAGGAGAAAAACCAUUUGAGUGUCCCGAAUGUGGGAAAACUUUUAGUCGGAAUUGUGAGCUGGUGAUACACGAGCGGACUCACACAGGGGAGAAACCGUAUGAGUGUCCUGAUUGUGGGAAGUGUUUCAGUCAGAAUUCCCAUCUGGUAGUACACCAUAGAACUCACACAGGAGAAAAACCAUAUGAGUGUCCAGAAUGUGGAAAAGGUUUCAGUACUAGAUCUAAACUUAUAAAUCAUUUAGGUUUACAUACAGGGGAGAAACCCUUCAGAUGCCCAGAAUGUGGACGGUGUUUCACACAUUAUUCCUCCCUUAAGGCACACAAGAAAAUCCACAUAAGGCAGACAGGGAUGAGUGUAGAAAAGCCCUGAAUUUCAUUUCUGAUUUCCCAUUGGGAAUGCAAAUUAAAAUUUAAUUUUUGGUCUUAUUCUCUUUAGUAAAUCACGAUUCAGUGUUGGCAUAAGGGAGGGGAGGUAAAUGGAAAAGUUACUUUGGUGAAGGCUAACUACCUAUAUCUGACUAACAGCAUACUGUAGUGAAUAAUCAGUUUUGCAGAAUUUUGCAGUUUUGCAAUUGCCUCACAAAAUAUCUGGCUUGUUGCGGGCGGGGGUUGUGGGUGUUGGCAUAUUGAUCAUCACAGAUCAUAGAGAUGCCCCUGGAAGAAUUUCAGCUUUCUAUCUGCUGUUUGCCUAACGAUGGCAACUGUUGUAAGUUGGCUUGGUCUUGCAACAUUGUGCUUUAUGACCGUGUCGUUUAGCGACAAGACUUGCCAGUCCCAAUUACCAUUAUUAGGUGUGGGCUACAUGUGUUUGUUUUAU